AUGGUCGAUGGGGAAACAAAGCCAGCGAUGGGCUAUAUUGAUGAGGUGAUGGAUAGAGCCAAGGAGGCUAUUGCAAAAAGUUUUUGCAACAAAAAGGAGGAGUACAAGAAAGCUUUUGAGAUCAUUGAUCAAAGGAGGGAAUGCCAACUUCAUCGGCCUUUGCAUGCGGCUGGACAUUACUUAAAUCCAGAAACCUUUUAUGAUAACCAAGAAAGCGCAUCUUGUGAAGAAGUUAUGAAAGGAUUAUAUGCAUGCAUCGAGCAAUUAGUUCCAGAUUCUAGCAUCCAAGACAAGAUUUCUGCAGAAUUAUCCGUGUAUCAAAAUGUUGAAGGUUUAUUUGGUAUACCAAUGGCAAUUAGGCAAAGAAAGACAAAACCACCAGCUGAGUGGUGGAUAUCUUAUGGAUCUUCGACUCCCAACUUGAAAAACUUUGUUGUACGAGUCCUUAGUCUCACAUGUAGUGCUACAAGUUGUGAGAGAAAUUCGGGAGUCUUUCAACAUAUCGUAGAUACAAAAAAAGGGUACGGGUAUCCUAUCCUCCUACAUGAAAUAAAUGAGAGCAAUGAAUGGUUGAUGGGUCGAAUGGAGGAAGAUAAAGAAGAUGAUUUUGUGUUUGAAGGUGAAGAUUUGACUUGGGAUGUUGUAGAAGAAGCCUCCGGGGUAAAUGAGCCUUAUUAUUCAACUAGAGCAUCAAGAGAUAGUAGAGGAAAAGAAACAAUGGGAUCCAGUAGGGCCCCUCCUAGAGAUGUGUUGGUUGAUGAAAAUGAGAUGGAAGAGGAUAUUGGCUUGUCUAGUGAUGAGUAUGGAGAUAUGGUGCUUGAGGUUGAUGGUUAUGAUGAUGAUGAGUGA
This is a messenger RNA of Lactuca virosa, 849 nucleotides long. The record is from the annotation of a GenBank genome assembly. Lineage: Eukaryota; Viridiplantae; Streptophyta; Magnoliopsida; Asterales; Asteraceae.